Ictidomys tridecemlineatus (thirteen-lined ground squirrel) is the source of this 658-nucleotide messenger RNA. NCBI's taxonomy places the organism in Eukaryota, Metazoa, Chordata, Mammalia, Rodentia, Sciuridae. The record is from RefSeq and is a predicted model, not a curated record.
GAAGGAUGUGGGUCCCCAGGUCUGGAGCUCAGGGAAGAGGGGGCAGGGAGGGGAGAGAGGCCUCAUUAGCGAGUGGAGUCCUAUCUUGGGUGAGAUCAGGCGGUGGAGAUGGAGGAGCCUGGAAUACUGUGUGCCAUUUGGGUGGCAGAAGCUGUCAAGAGGCUGGGUGGCAACAGCCGGCAGGGAAUCCAGCAGCUCAGAGAGGCCUGGGCUCUUCAAUCCCCCACAAAGCUUCUCAGCCCCUGGGGAUGGCCACUGCGACACAUGUGACACUAUGGAGCAGCUGGGCCUCCUGGGGCAGGAACCUCCUCUGCUAAGGCGGCUGCUGCUGCUGGUGACAUUUCACUGAAUCCUGGCUUCAAAGUCUCUGCAGGGAUGUCCAGCAAGGUGGCCAUUGGCAGUGACAUUGGACAGGCCCGCCGGGCGGUGGAGCAACUAAGGAUGGAGGCAGGCAUCGACCGUGUGAAGGUAUCCAAGGCAGCCACUGACCUACUACAGUUCUGCACGGAGCAGGCCAAGAGUGACCCCUUCCUCGUGGGCAUUCCAGCUGCCACCAACCCCUUCAAGGAGAAGAAGCCCUGUGCCAUCCUGUGACCCCAUAAUUCUACCCACAGCCCUGGCAACCCAGGGAGCCUCAAUAAAUAUGAAGUGAUUGCUU